This is a messenger RNA of Polypterus senegalus (gray bichir), 3917 nucleotides long. It is a transcript of the gene grm1b, whose product is annotated as glutamate receptor, metabotropic 1b. Gene Ontology annotation, cellular component: postsynaptic density membrane. Gene Ontology annotation, biological process: regulation of synaptic transmission, glutamatergic; G protein-coupled glutamate receptor signaling pathway. Lineage: Eukaryota; Metazoa; Chordata; Cladistia; Polypteriformes; Polypteridae. The coding region runs from base 74 to 3733 and encodes 1219 amino acids. Gene Ontology annotation, molecular function: adenylate cyclase inhibiting G protein-coupled glutamate receptor activity; G protein-coupled receptor activity involved in regulation of postsynaptic membrane potential. The record is from RefSeq and is a predicted model, not a curated record. The transcript has 9 exons.
UAUUGCCUUUGCGCGGUCUUUGAGGGUGAGCGUUUAACAAGAUACGCUCUGUUCCCGCACGCAGAGUUACUGAAUGAAGACGCUUUUGAAAACCAUUAACCGCAAGACUGCAUUUACUUAUCUGCAUUCAAAGGAAGUUAUUUCACAGGUCUGCUUUCUGAAAUUUUAUUUUAUUUUCCAGUCCUUUGAUAUAAGAAGAAGUAUACAAUAUGAUUACUCUUGCGGGAUCACAGAGGCACACUGGAUAGUACCUGACUCCAAAAUGAAUUGGGUUGCAAUUUUCCUGACCAUAUUCUUUCGAACAGUUGUCCUUCAUAGUAUCUUGAAUGAAAGGUCACUGGUGACGAUGGGUUCUUCACAGAGAUCUGUUGCCAGAAUGGAUGGAGACAUAAUUAUCGGUGCUCUUUUCUCAGUCCAUCAUCAGCCUCCUGCCGACAAAGUUCCAGAGAGAAAAUGUGGAGAGGUCAGGGAGCAAUAUGGCAUCCAGAGGGUCGAGGCCAUGUUUCAUACAUUGGACAGGAUCAAUUCAGACCAACAUCUUCUUCCUAACAUUUCUCUGGGUUGUGAGAUAAGGGACUCUUGUUGGCAUUCUUCUGUGGCCCUAGAACAGAGUAUUGAGUUUAUAAGAGAUUCGUUAAUUUCCAUCAGAGAUGACAAGGAUGGUUCAAAAUGGUGCCUUGAUGGGAUGACUUCCUACAUUCCUGUAAGAACAAGGAAACCCAUUGCUGGAGUAAUUGGGCCGGGAUCAAGUUCAGUGGCCAUACAAGUGCAAAAUCUUCUCCAACUUUUUAAUAUUCCCCAGAUUGCUUAUUCUGCUACAAGCAUUGAUCUUAGUGACAAAACCCUCUUUAAAUACUUUUUAAGGGUGGUACCUUCUGAUACACUCCAGGCACGGGCAAUACUGGAUAUUGUCAAGAGAUACAACUGGACCUACGUAUCUGCAGUUCACACUGAGGGAAAUUAUGGAGAAAGUGGAAUGGAAGCCUUUAAAGAAUUGGCUGCUCAGGAGAGCCUCUGCAUUGCCCAUUCUGAUAAAAUCUACAGUAACGCCGGUGAGAAGCACUUUGAUAGACUUCUGCGCAAACUCAGAGAGAGACUGCCUAAGGCGAGAGUUGUCGUCUGUUUCUGUGAAGGGAUGACAGUAAGAGGGCUGCUUAUGGCUAUGAGGAGACUUGGGGUCGCUGGAGAAUUCCUCCUGGUUGGCAGUGAUGGCUGGGCUGACCGUGAUGAAGUCAUAGAAGGAUAUGAGAUGGAAGCACUAGGAGGAAUCACCAUGAAGCUGCAGUCUGAGGAGGUCAUGUCUUUUGAUAACUACUUCCUAAAGUUACGGCUUGAUACUAACACACGUAAUCCAUGGUUUUCUGAAUUUUGGCAAUACCGGUUUCAGUGUCGUAUUCCAGGACACCCCCAGGAAUAUCACAACUAUCGAAAAAUAUGUACAGGAAAUGAAACCUUGGAAGAAAACUAUGUCCAAGACAGUAAAAUGGGGUUUGUUAUAAAUGCCAUAUAUGCCAUGGCACAUGGACUGCAUGACAUGCACCGAAGCCUAUGUCCAGGUCACACAGGCCUGUGUGAAGCUAUGACUCCAAUCGAUGGCAGCAAACUGCUGGAGUUCCUUUUGAAGACUUCAUUUAUCGGAAUUUCUGGGGAGGAAAUCUGGUUUGAUGAAAAUGGAGACAGUCCAGGGAGAUAUGACAUCAUGAAUCUUCAGAGUGUGGAAAGUGGGCGAUACGAUUAUGUGAAUGUUGGAUCUUGGCAUGAAGGCAUUCUGAAUAUUGACGACUACAGGAUUCAAAUGAACAGAAGUGGGAUUGUGCGUUCAGUAUGCAGCGACCCCUGCUCUAAAGGGCAGAUAAAGGUUAUCCGGAAAGGAGAAGUGAGUUGCUGCUGGAUUUGCACCCCCUGUAAAGAAAAUGAAUUUGUCCAUGAUGAAUUCACUUGUAAGGCGUGUGAACUGGGCUACUGGCCCAAUGAAGAAUUGACAGGUUGUGACCGAAUCCCAGUGAAAUACCUUGAAUGGAACAAUGUAGAGUCUAUAGUAGCAGUGGUUUUCUCGUGUUUGGGAAUUUUGGUCACCAUGUUUGUCACCUUCAUUUUUGUACUCUACAGAGACACACCAGUGGUCAAGUCUUCCAGCCGUGAGCUCUGCUAUAUCAUCUUGGCAGGGAUAUUCCUCGGUUACAUCUGCCCCUUUACACUAAUUGCUAAGCCCACAGUGGCAUCCUGCUACCUUCAGCGACUUUUAGUAGGACUUUCGUUAUCCAUGUGUUAUUCAGCUUUGGUGACGAAGACCAACAGAAUUGCUCGCAUUCUUGCUGGCAGCAAGAAGAAGAUCUGCACAAGGAAGCCACGAUUUAUGAGUGCUUGGGCACAAGUUGUCAUUGCUUCAAUCUUAGUCAGCCUUCAGCUCACUCUGGAAGUAACUCUUAUCAUUAUGGAGCCUCCUAUGACUGUCUUGGCUUAUCCUAGUAUAAAAGAGGUCUUCUUAAUCUGCAACACAAGCAACCUAGGGGUAGUGGCACCCUUAGGAUUCAAUGGGCUUUUAAUAAUGAGUUGCACUUACUAUGCUUUUAAGACGAGGAAUGUUCCAGCUAACUUUAAUGAAGCAAAGUAUAUUGCCUUCACUAUGUACACCACGUGCAUUAUAUGGCUGGCCUUCAUACCAAUAUACUUUGGAAGCAACUAUAAAAUUAUAACCACUUGCUUUUCCGUGAGCCUAAGCGUGACAGUUGCUCUGGGAUGCAUGUUCACACCCAAGAUAUAUAUUAUCAUUGCCAAGCCUGAAAGGAACGUGCGAAGUGCUUUCACCACAUCUGAUGUCGUACGCAUGCAUGUAGGUGAUGGGAAAGUGGCCUGUCGGACCAACAGUUUACUAAAUAUGUUCAGGAGGAAGAAAAAUCCAGCUGGAAAUACCAAUUCUAAUGGAAAGUCUGUGUCAUGGUCUGAACCAGGUGCAAGACAGCCGCCGAAGGGUCAACACAUGUGGCACCGGCUGUCAGUCCACGUGAAAAGACAAGAGGCGGGCUCGAAUCAGACAGCUGUGAUAAAACCCCUCACUAAAACCUACCAGAACAAGAGCCUCAACUUCUCAGACAUCAGCACCAAAACCUUGUAUAAUGUAGCUGAAGAAGAUGAGACGGACCACGGGAGGUACAACAGGCCCAACAGUCCAUCCAUGAUGGUGCACAGGCUAUUACCCAACAUGGAGUCACCAAAGGAAGUAGAAGAUCAUCGGUUAUAUACACCAGAGCUUAUAGAGAAAAGUAUUCUGCCCCAGCAGGUUAUGGAGCAACUCCAGGGUGUUGUUACUAAGUUUAGCACAAGCAUCCCUGAUAUCAACUCCAUCAUUAAUCUCCCAAGCCCAGGUAAUGGCAUAAGCCCCAUCUACCAACCCCAUCUCAUACAACAGCAGGGUCUUCCUCUUCAGAUGAGCACCUUUAGUGAAGAUCCUGCUUCUCCAACGGUGGAAGUGGAGAGUGAGCGGUUGCAUCUCAUACACAGCUACAUGUAUGACAACACGGGCAUCCAGGAAGAGGAGGAACUGGUUCAAAGUAAAUUGACCCUGGAGGACUCUCCAGCUUUAACGCCACCUUCCCCCUUCAGAGAUUCAGUAUGCUCUGGCAGCUCUGUUCCCAGCUCUCCGGUGUCAGAGUCUGUGUUGUGCACACCACCCAAUGUGACAUAUGCCUCAGUCAUUCUAAGGGACUAUAAACAAAGUUCUUCUACUCUGUAACACUGCAUAUGCAAAAUUAUAAGAGGGCUGAAUAAAACACAGGUCGCAUCAGAAACAUGGUUUCUGAGAUAAGCUGGCCAAUGCAAAAUAAAAAUGGGUAAAUAUUAAAAGCAGACAUUUCAAAUGUUUAGUAUGACUAAGGAUUUAAGGAGAUGCUGCCUUUUUACUUUUUUAGAAAAAAAAA